AUGGACCGUCUCCGGGCGGGGAGCCCCGUCUACGGGCGGCAGCGGAGCGGCAGCAGCACGGGCUCCUCCUCCCCCGGCGGCGUCUCCCCCUCGCACCACCGCUCCUCCUCCACCUCCUCCGCCGCCUCCGCCGCGGGUGCGGCCGGCAUCUCCAACGUCCGCCGCACGCAGAACGUCGCCGCGCGCGCCGCGGCCGCGAGGCUCGCGCAGGUCAUGGCCUCGCAGAACGCCGCCGCGGCCGCCGGCGACGACGACGACGACGACGACUACGCCGCCGACCACCCGCCGCCGCCGCCUGGGAGGUUCGGAAGUGGCAGGUUAGGUCGGAACAUUGUAGAGCCACCUCCUACCGUCCGCUCAUCAUCGGCAGGCAGGCCAGCUGUUUCAUCACGACCGACCACCACAGUGGUGCCACCGAUCAAAACCAACACGACACUGCGAACCCCAUCCCCUAUUCCACCUGUGGCUGUGGAGCCUCCAGUGGAUCACACUCGGCCGAAAAGAUUUGAUGCGGGGCUUCAUAACUCAAGAGAAUCGGGACUAAAAAGAGAGGCAUCCACGCUUCAAGAUGAGCUUGAUAUGCUACAAGAGGAGAAUGAAAGUGUUCUAGAAAAGUUGCGACUUGCUGAAGAAAGAUGUGAGGAAGCUGAAGCUAGAGCCAAGGAUUUUGAGAAACAGGUAGCUGCUCUUGGAGAAGGAGUAUCAUUAGAAGCUCGUCUCUUGAGCAGGAAGGAAGCAGCACUUAAGCAGAGGGAGGCCGCACUAAAAGCUGCAAGAGAAUCAAAGGAUGGUAGAGAUGGGGAAGUAACAACAUUAAGGCAAGAACUUGAGUCUGCCAAAGAAGAGGUUGCAUCAGCAAUGGACCAGCUAAAGGAGGCAGAGUCUGAAACGAAGGCUCUCCGAUCUAUGACUCAGAGAAUGGUCUUAACUCAAGAAGAAAUGGAGGAGGUUGUCCUAAAAAGGUGCUGGCUUGCACGCUAUUGGGGCUUAGCAGUUCAAUAUGGUGUGUAUCCCGAAAUUGCGGUAUCAAAAUAUGAACAUUGGUCAUCAUUGGCUCCUCUUCCUCUUGAGGUUGUUCUUUCUGCUGGUCAAAAAGCUAAGGAGGAACCUCGAAAACAAGGUGAAAAUGGUCAGGGCAGAAAUAAACUUGCACGAGAAAUGAGUGAUGUAAUGGGAGAAGGCAAUAUAGAGAGCAUGCUUUCAGUUGAAAUGGGCCUUAGAGAGCUUUCUUCAUUGAAGGUGGAAGAUGCUGUUGUAGUUGCACUUGGCCAACAUCGCAGACCUAGCAUAGUUCGUCAGUUCACAUCAGAUUUCAAAUCACCUGGUGAACCUAAAUACUUGGAGGCAUUUGAUCUUAGCCCAGAAGAGGCUGAAGAUGUUAGCUUUAAGCAGGCAUGGCUUAUAUACUUCUGGAGAAGAGCCAAAACUUAUGGUGUUGAGGAAGAUAUUGCUGAUGACCGGCUUCAGUUUUGGAUUGGUCGCAACGCACAAGCUCCAAAUUCUCAUGACGCUAUAGAUGUGGAGAGGGGUCUAACAGAGCUCAGGAAAUUGGGCAUAGAGCAGCAAUUGUGGGAGGGCUCGCGAGCAGAUAUAGAUCAAGCUUCUUUGGCGAUGGAGAAUCACUUUGCGUUGGCAAGAGAACCGAUGACAAAGACGACCUCACUUCCAGCAAUUGUGAAUUUUGUGAUUAUCCCACCUUGUUUAUUCUCUGCUGUCGAGCUCUACUUCUCCGCACCAAGGAACUUGGAAGUGCCACACUACAAGGUCACAACUCACCAUCGGAUCUCAAGCCCUGGUUCGUGGUUCGCUGAUUUCUCAUCAUCACCUUGGGACUGGAGGGUAACGCAAGCCUCCAACACGGCAGUGUGUUUAUGUGGUGGUAAUGCUGGUUUAGCUCAUAAACAACGAUGA
This is a messenger RNA of Miscanthus lutarioriparius, 1911 nucleotides long. NCBI's taxonomy places the organism in Eukaryota, Viridiplantae, Streptophyta, Magnoliopsida, Poales, Poaceae. The record is from the annotation of a GenBank genome assembly.